Molecule: messenger RNA, 1169 nt
Organism: Salvia hispanica
Lineage: Eukaryota; Viridiplantae; Streptophyta; Magnoliopsida; Lamiales; Lamiaceae
Product: bidirectional sugar transporter N3-like
Biological process (GO): carbohydrate transport
Cellular component (GO): membrane
Molecular function (GO): sugar transmembrane transporter activity
Source: RefSeq, a predicted model, not a curated record
UCUUGCAUCAAUAAUUAGUGAGAGAAAAAGCAAGAGAAGCCGGUUUUUAAUUGUGAUUUAAUUUUAAACACCUUUCAACCUCUAAUUUACCUCUCAUGGCUCUCUUCGACAUUGAUCAUCCAUUGGCCUUCACAUUCGGCAUCUCAGGGAAUGUUGUUUCAAUUUUGCUUUUCCUGGCUCCAGUGCCAACAUUCAGGAAAAUUUACGAGGCGAAAUCAACGAUGGGAUUCGAUCCACUACCUUAUGCAACGGCCCUGAUGUCGUCGAUGUUGUGGCUGUAUUAUGCAAUGCUAACACCAGACGCUGUGCUUAUCAUCACCAUCAAUCUCUUUGGAUCCAUUCUUGAGACUGCCUACCUCAUAGUCUUCAACAUCUAUGCUAACAAGAAAGCUAGGGCUCAGGCCGCCAAGAUUCUGGGGGCGAUGAUGGGGCUCCUUUUCUUGAUAUUUGCGGUCACAUUCUUCGUGUUCGAGGGCCAUACUCGAGCUAAGGUGGUUGGAUGGGUUUGUGUCGCCCUUUCCAUCUGUGUUUUUGCAUCUCCCUUGAUAAUCAUUGCUAAAGUUGUCAAGACGCGAAGCGUGGAGUACAUGCCUUUUCUCUUGUCAUUUUUCUUGACAUUGAAUGCAGUUAUGUGGUUCGGAUACGGUUUGUGCAAAAAGGAUUAUUAUGUGGCGCUUCCGAAUGUGGGGGGAUUUUGCUUGAGUAUGAUACAAAUGUUGGUGUAUCUGAUUUACCGGAACAAGACGCCUCUGAAAAAAGAUAUAGAAAAGAACAUCAAUGUAGUGAAUAUUAAGGUUGUCGGAACACCUGAUGUCCAAGGCACCGCUGCUCCUGCCCAAAUAACUGUCCAAGCGCCUCUCAAUGCUGUUGUUUGACCAGCUUCUUAAUUUUGUUCUUCUAUCAACCAGUACUUCAAUAAUUCUUGUUUACAACAUUUGCUGCAAUUUAUUCAUUCUACAGGGAGUAAUCUUUUACUAGUUUGCGCAAAUUUAAUUAAUAAUUGUAUUAGUAUAUGAUUGAUGAUGUGAGGUUUUGGUUGCUAAAUUUAGAGACCCACAAUCAUUGUAGUGUUUUGUUAGAGGCGGCGCCGUCACCGCCGCAAAAGGCCAGCUAGAGGUCAUAGUAACUAAUAAGGUCUCAAAUGAAUAAAUAGCCAGUUUGUUUUGGUU